This is a messenger RNA of Alosa sapidissima (American shad), 4942 nucleotides long. It is a transcript of the gene xpr1b, whose product is annotated as xenotropic and polytropic retrovirus receptor 1b. Bases 383 to 2473 code for a protein of 696 amino acids. Gene Ontology annotation, biological process: cellular response to phosphate starvation; phosphate ion transport. Gene Ontology annotation, molecular function: inositol hexakisphosphate binding. Gene Ontology annotation, cellular component: Golgi apparatus; cytoplasm; plasma membrane. NCBI's taxonomy places the organism in Eukaryota, Metazoa, Chordata, Actinopteri, Clupeiformes, Clupeidae. The transcript has 15 exons. The record is from RefSeq and is a predicted model, not a curated record.
CGUACCUCACUGACAUUAUGGCGGCCAUGAGUCUCUGCUAUUUAGUUAUUCGCAUGAAGAUUUUGUACAGUGUUCCCGAAAAUCAGUGGCACUGGAGCGGUCGUCGCCUAGACUGAUGGGGGAGGAGAUUAUGUGUUGACAGUCUUAUGCCUGUGACUGUUACAAUUUCAUCGUGUAAUAUGUGGGACCAGGAGUGGGGAUACUCGGAAAACAACCUUAAUCUCUGUACAAUACCGUAGUAGACGACUGCGCUGAUUCACAGCCAGUAGCUGCUACUGCUCAUUCCUGUCCCUUUUAACGUUAACGAACAAUUCCACUCCCGUGAAACAAAGAAGCUUCCACUAAACUGUUAACGUUAAAUGAACAGAUAAAUGUUUGAAGGAUGAAAUUCACAGAGCAUCUCUCUGCACACAUCACUCCGGAAUGGAGGAAACAAUACAUUCAAUAUGAGGCAUUUAAAGAGAUGCUGUACUCGGCCCAGGACCAGGCUCCAUCGAUUGAAGUCACUGAUGAGGACACAGUCAAGAGAUACUAUGCCAAGUUUGAAGAGAAGUUCUUCCAAACAUGCGAAAAGGAGCUGGCCAAAAUCAACACGUUCUACUCAGAAAAGCUGGCCGAGGCGCAGCGGCGUUUCGCCACACUGCAGAACGAGUUGCAGUCGUCGCUGGACGCGCAACGGGAGAGCAGUGGUGGGCCAGGCCUGCGCCGACGCCGCGCAGUCUUCCACCUCACCCAGCAGGAGCGCUGCACUCACCGCAACAUCAAAGACCUGAAGCUGGCCUUCAGCGAGUUCUACCUCAGCCUGAUCCUGCUGCAGAACUACCAGAAUCUGAACUUCACAGGCUUCCGGAAGAUUCUGAAGAAACAUGACAAGAUCUUUGAGACGACACGGGGUGCGGACUGGCGGGUGGCACAUGUGGAAGUGGCGCCCUUCUACACCUGCAAGAAGAUCACUCAGCUCAUCUCUGAGACUGAGGCCCUGGUCACCACAGAGCUGGAGUGUGGCGACCGUCAGAGGGCCAUGAAGCGGCUGAGGGUGCCCCCUCUGGGUGCAGCUCAGCCUGCACCUGCGUGGACCACCUUUAGAGUCGGCCUAUACUGUGGAGUCUUCAUCGUUCUCCUUGUCACAGUCAUCAUCACAGGCGUGGCGAAGAUCCUGACCGAAGAUCCUCCUGGCGAGCGCGUGUGGCCGCUGGUGCGCAUCUACCGUGGCGGCUUCCUGCUCAUCGAGUUCCUCUUCCUGCUGGGGAUCAACACCUAUGGCUGGAGGCAGGCAGGAGUCAACCACGUGCUCAUAUUCGAGCUCAACCCCCGCAACAACCUCUCCCACCAGCAUCUCUUCGAGAUUGCGGGCUUCCUGGGUGUGCUGUGGUGCGUGAGCAUCCUGUCGUGCCUCUUCUCCGCCUCCCUGCACGUACCCAUGUCGGCCAGCCCGCUCAUGCUCUACGGCUUCUUCUUCAUCUUCCUCAUCAACCCCUUCAAGACCUGCUACUACAAGUCCCGCUUCUGGCUCCUCAAGCUGCUGUUCCGGGUCGUCACGGGUCCAUUCCACAGGGUGGAGUUUGCAGACUUCUGGCUGGCUGACCAGUUGAACUCUCUGGGGAUGGUGCUGAUGGACCUGGAGUAUAUGAUCUGCUACUACAGCAUGGACUUCGACUGGACCAAGCCAUAUAACAUGGACCCAUCAGGACAGAACGUAGGUCAGAGCGAGUGCCACACUUACUCGUACGGCGUGCGUGCUGUGAUCCAGUGCUUGCCCGCCUGGUUCCGCUUUGUGCAGUGCCUGAGGCGUUACCGUGACACCAAGCGUGCCUUCCCUCACCUGGUCAACGCCGGCAAAUACUCCACCACCUUCUUCGCCGUCACCUUCACCGCCCUCUACCACACACACAAAGGCGAUCCUGAGAACACGGUGUUCUUCUACAUGAUGAUCAGCUGUCUGGUGGCCAGCUCCUGCUACACGCUCAUCUGGGACCUGAAGAUGGACUGGGGGCUGUUCGACCGCAACGCCGGAGAAAACACCUUCCUGAGGGAGGAGAUUGUCUACCCACAGAAAGUGUACUACUACUGUGCCAUAAUCGAGGACGUGCUCCUGCGCUUUGCCUGGACCAUCCCCAUCUCCGUCAGCUCCAGCACCAGUAUACCUCACAUCUCCGACAUCAUCAGCACCAUCCUGGCUCCACUAGAGGUCUUCAGACGGUUUGUGUGGAACUUUUUCCGUCUGGAGAACGAGCACCUGAACAAUUGUGGUGAGUUCCGCGCAGUGCGGGACAUCUCGGUGGCGCCACUCAAUGCAGAUGACCAGACACUGCUGGAGCAGAUGAUGGACCAGGAGGACGGCGUCCGCAACCGCCUCGGCAAGAAGAACUGGAAAAGGAGCUACAGCAUGUCCCUGAGACGGCCGCGUCUAGCCUCCCAGUCUAAGAUGCGCGACACUAAGGUCCUCAUCGAGGACACGGACGAUGACACCUGACAUCUUCCUCCGCGGGGCCUCAGAGGCUCCGCCCUAAAGACCCCGGCCCUGUGGAGGCCAAACCUCUCUCAGCUAUUCAAUCAGUCAUCACAGAGCGGCCUGUCCACCUCCACACCCACACACACUGCCCAGUAACACACACACACACAUCCCAAGUGACAUUACCAUUAUAUUGAGAGAGAGAAACUUCCACAGUCGCAGAGACUGCGAUUUUACAUUCAAGGUGACAUUUAGAUGUAAACACAUACACACACACACACGCACAAUCAGGUGACACAUUAGUGACAGCCAUGCCAACCAAGUAGCAAGAGGGUACAUGAGUGCUCGCAAAGAAUUUCUGAGACCCAGGAAGCCAAUAGACACAUUUGUAAAUACUGAUUUCUCAAAGACCAAGAAUCAUAAACAUACUGUAAACACACUUGCGCAGACGCAUCAUAUUGUCACAGACACACCUGGAUUUGCUCACACACACACACACGAACAUGCCACUUUUUUCCAUUCCUGUUUUUUUGCUCAUCUGUUGCUGCCUUGAGUAUUUUUUUUCAGAGGAGGGUGAACCUUUCUAAAGACUGCUCAGAUGUUGUAAAUAUCACAUGCUACAUGGGCAACUAUUGUUAUUAAUCAGUAAUCAAAUAAUGUAAUUGACCUGGGGCAGAGACUCCUCAGGCUGGACAAUGAUCUCUCUUUUAAGGCAAUCAGUCUGGUCGUAUGCCAGUGUCUGUGGAUCUAUUGUUUUAUGUGAAUUUAUUUAAAAAUUUUGGAUGAAGUCAAAGAUGAAGACAAUAAUUGCUAUUGUUACUGUGGCAGUCCCAGAUAUAUGUAUGCCACCCUUUUUUUCUUUUCUUUUUUUUUUUCUGAAAAUAGGUUGAAUGUACAUUUCAUUGUUAUUUAUGUGAAGGAAAUAUGCCUUGAACGUUGCCUAAGGAAGGGGAUGUUUUUAAAAUUUGGUGAAGGUUUCUAACCCCCCCACCCCCCCUCCAACACACACACACGCAAGCAAGUCCUCUCACAGCAUGGUUUUUACAUGUGAGGAAACCCACAGGUGGCAUCCAUAGGCUGACUUUCCAUGGACUGUCCCUUCUCUGCCCUUAUAUCUCACUGGAGAGUGAAUAGAAGAGCUGUAUUCUCUGGAAUUGUUUUUUGGCAAAUGUCAGAGAAAUGCCUCUUCACUGUUCGCUCAGUGCUGUGUGGACAGAGCAUCACUGACGCUGAGGUAGAGGAACAUGUUUUUUGUUUUUCAAAGCAAGCCAAACAUUUUUAACAUUCCAUUAGCAUUUUGGGGAUAACUGGGAGCGUAAGACCUAUAUUCUGAUGUGUUGAAGGCAUGUCACUUGCCAAAUAUUCCCCCCACAGUGGUGAAGGUGUUGUGGUCCACCUCUAAAUACAUCGAUCUUAAACCCAAAUCUCAAUGGUGUCUGAAAUGGAACAUCAGUUCACAGUACAUGUACUGUAUAUGUACACAUGUAUGUGUAUGUAUACAAAGCAUUGAUAGUGGCAGCAUUCCAAGCCAUUUCCAUGGAAAGUCCCUGAGGUAGACCUUAUCCAUGUUUUAAUGCACAGGUCUUGCAUCUUUUAAAUGCCACCUGUGGGUUUCUGUAGCACACAUGGAUUAAGAAGCUCUUUGAUGACAUGUCAAAGCACCAUGGUGAAGCUGUUGUGUGAAUUUCAGGGACUAGAUGUUCUGUUCUCAACCUGACCUGUUUCCCAAGAGCAUCACAGGACUCCCCUUCAGUUGUUAUGGAGUGUCAUUUGCAGAUCUCCUUUUGCUACGGUCACCCUGAGUUAUUGAAAGAUGACUUGGUUCUUUGAUGCUCUUGGGAAACGAGGCCUUAAUAUGCUACCUUCUGAUCUGUUCCCCACCUGAAGAACUUGUCUUAAGCAAGUGGGAGGAUUUGUUGCCGAAGAGUCAUCAAGGAAACUGUUGAAGUGAUGUAAGAAGUCUGUUACAUUCCAAGAGAGACCAGAGUAUAUACACAUGGCCAAUCCAGGAGCAAAGAGAAGCCACUUUGAGACACUUCCUAAUCAUAAGCCACAUGCUCACUGAGCUCUCUCUGCUUUGAGUACAGCGCUUCAUUCUGUGGCCUUGGAAACAAUGGGCACUGUAAGACCUGGAGAAAUGACUGUUGCUAGGGUCCUUUAGAGAAUGAUUAAGUCUACUGUACAUAACAUGGACCAACAAGGAAGAAAAGAUUGGAUUUUGUUUCAGGUUUGAAUAAGGAUGACAUUUUGUUUCAAAAUGGAGAAGGACCUUCUGUGAACUCCGUUAGGACUUCUCAUGGGCCAUGGGUUUCUGUUCUGUUUCGUGUGCUUGUUGUACUGUUGUAUUCUUUAUUCCUGGCCACUGUAACCUCCCAGAGGAAGGAGGGCUCUACUUGCAUUUACCCCUCUGUAUGUAAGAAGAGGAAAAACAAAAACAUUGGACUUGUCUCACUCUCCCUGUUACAGUUUUUGAGUAAAAAGAUCAAACUA